Mercurialis annua (annual mercury) is the source of this 3459-nucleotide messenger RNA. RefSeq names its product ETO1-like protein 1. The transcript has 5 exons. NCBI's taxonomy places the organism in Eukaryota, Viridiplantae, Streptophyta, Magnoliopsida, Malpighiales, Euphorbiaceae. The coding region runs from base 637 to 3306 and encodes 889 amino acids. The record is from RefSeq and is a predicted model, not a curated record. Gene Ontology annotation, biological process: negative regulation of ethylene-activated signaling pathway. Gene Ontology annotation, molecular function: protein binding.
AUCUAACGGGAGGAAAGUAGAGAGAGAAGUAAAGUAAGACAAAAGGAAGAAAAUAAAAGAAAAACACUUUCCCUUUUACCAAACAAAAGAAGCUUAAAAAGUUGGAUUUCACAAUUUUUCUUCUUUGGAUUCCAAUUCACUUUCAUUUCUGCAAAGCUCAUAUUUCCAGUUUUCAAAUUCAAACACUCAUCUAAACUGUAGUUUUCUGCUGAGAAUAUUGGAUUUAGUGUAAUGUGGGUUUGAUUAUAUAGUUCCAUUUAUUAUAUUUUUUAUGGUAAAGAUUGAAACUUUUUGUGUUAUGUUAAAGAAUAGAAGCUUUACUGUUGUAUGUAUUCAUUUCUAUGAAUUAGAUAGCUAACACAAGAUUGGUCUUUCUUUUUUUAUGUAAAUUUUUGUUUGUUUCUGAGUUUGUUUUUUAAGUGUUUGUUGUGUUUUUUUGGUGUUUUGUGGACUUUUUAGAGAUCUCUAGGCUAAGGGUAGUGAUUUUUUAGCAGAUAAAAGCUAUCAGCUAUUUUAAAUUUGACCCUGAAACUUGUGUAAGUUCUGGGGAAGGAGGGUGAGUGUGAGAAAGAAAGUGGGGGAAAAACCUAUCUGGCUACUGUGGAGAUCUGGGAUUUGUUUCAUCUGUUAUGUCCCAUGAGGACUUUUUUCCCAUCCGAGUCGUGUAAAGAGUCACAACUCAAUGCUUUAAAUCCACAGUCUUGGCUUCAGGUUGAGAGAGGGAAACUUUCCAAGUUUUCUUCUUGUUCUUCUUCAUCAUCAUCAUCCAUAGAAUCACUUAUCAAGGUCCCUGAGCCUCCAAUUUUACCAUUCUAUAAACCUAUUGAUUAUGUAGAAGUUUUAGCUCAGAUUCAUGAAGAGCUUGAAUCUUGUUCUCCACAAGAUAGGUCGAAUCUCUAUUUAUUGCAAUUUCAGGUCUUUAGAGGACUUGGGGAAGUCAAACUUAUGCGGAGAAGCCUCCGCUUGGCGUGGCAGAAGGCUGGCUCUGUGCAUGAGAAGCUUGUGUUCGGGGCAUGGUUGAAGUAUGAGAAGCAAGGAGAGGAGAUUAUUUCUGACUUGCUUGCUACUUGUGGUAAAUGCGCACAAGCGUUUGGGCCGUUAGAUGUUGUCUCCCAGCUGCAUACGGAUUUAAGUUUAAGUUCUGAGGUGUCUGUUAUGAUGAAUGCUGACUGUAAAUUAAGAAACGUCGUUUUUAUCAUAGGAGAUGAGAAGAUAGUUUGCGAUAGAAAGAAAAUUGCAGGCCUUUCUGCUCCGUUCCAUGCUAUGCUUAAUGGAAGUUUUGCAGAAUCUUCAUGUGAACACAUUGAUUUCUCUGAAAAUAACAUAUCCCCACUGGGUUUUAAGACAAUAAAUGAUUUCUGUGAGACUGGCAGUUUGAAUGAAGUUCCUCAUAAUAAUUUGUUAGAAAUAUUGGUUUUUGCAAAUAAUUUCUGUUGCGAGAGGCUAAAGGAUGCGUGUGAUCGGAAACUUGCAUCUUUGGUUUCCUCUAGAGAAGACGCUGUAGAACUGAUGGAGUAUGCUCUUCAAGAGAACUCUCCUGUGCUGGCUGCUUCUUGUUUGCAAGUUUUCUUAUAUGAAUUGCCUGAUUGUUUGAAUGAUGAUAGGGUGGUGGACAUAUUUAGCAAUGCUAAUAAACAAGAGAGAAUGAUUAUGGUUGGAACAGCCUCGUUCUCACUGUACUGUUUAUUAAGUGAAGUUUCCAUGAGCCUGGAUCCUCGCUCCAAUAAAACUGCUUCUUUCCUUGAACGAUUAGUGGAGUCCGCUGAAACUAACCGGCAGAAACUGUUGGCUUUCCAUCAAUUGGGAUGUGUGAGACUCUUGAGGAAAGAGUAUGAUGAAGCCGAACAUCUUUUUGAGGAAGCUGUGAAUGCCGGUCAUGUUUAUUCCAUAUCAGGUUUGGCUAGACUCGGUUACAUCAGUGGUCAUCGGAUUUGGGCUUAUGAAAAAAUUAGCUCUGUGAUUUCAUCUGUUACUCCACUUGGGUGGAUGUACCUGGAGAGGUCUUUAUAUUGUGACGGUGAUAAGAAGUAUGAGGACCUUGAGAAAGCAACUGAGUUGGAUCCAACUCUUACUUAUCCUUACAUGUAUCGUGCUGCUUCCUUGAUGAGAAAACCGAAUGUUCAAGCUGCACUUGCUGAAAUCAAUAGGGUUCUCGGAUUUAAACUCGCGUUAGAAUGCUUGGAACUCCGAUUUUGUUUUUAUCUUGCCCUCGAGGAUUACCAAGCAGCUCUUUGCGAUGUUCAGACAAUACUUACACUUUCCCCAGAUUAUAGGAUGUUUGAGGGAAGGGUGGCAGCAUACCAACUCCGUACCCUUGUACGUGAGCAUGUUGGACAUUGGACGACAGCAGAUUGUUGGAUGCAAUUAUAUGAAAAGUGGUCAGCAGUGGAUGAUAUAGGAUCCCUCUCUGUCAUAUACCAAAUGCUUGAAUCGGAUGCACCGAAAGGUGUUUUAUACUUCAGGCAGUCUUUGCUUCUUCUUAGGUUGAACUGUCCUGAGGCAGCCAUGCAAAGUCAACAAUUAGCUCGCCAACAUGCAUCAACUGAACAUGAACGUUUAGUUUAUGAAGGAUGGAUCUUAUAUGACACUGGCCAUUGUGAGGAAGGGCUUCGCAAAGCAGAGGAAUCUAUCAAAAUUAAUAGGUCUUUUGAGGCCUUCUUUCUUAAAGCCUAUGCACUGGCGGACUCUAGCCAGGAUCCGUCCUGUUCUUCAACUGUUGUUUCUCUGCUUCAAGAUGCUUUGAAGUGCCCGUCUGAUAGACUGCGAAAAGGCCAAGCACUUAACAACCUCGGAAGCGUCUAUGUAGACUCUGAGGAUUUAGACUCGGCAGCUGAUUGCUACAUUAACGCCCUUAAGAUCAGGCACACAAGAGCACACCAGGGUCUUGCUCGGGUCCAUUAUCUCAGAAAUGACAAGGCUGCUGCAUACAAGGAAAUGACUAAGCUAGUUGAAAAUGCCCGGAAUAAUGCAUCUGCUUAUGAGAAAAGAUCAGAGUAUUGUGAUCGUGAACUUACAAAAGCAGAUUUAGAGAUGGUCACCAAGUUAGAUCCACUUCGAGUUUACCCUUACCGAUUCCGAGCUGCAGUUUUGAUGGAUGGUCACAAAGAAAAGGAAGCAAUUGCAGAACUUUCUAAGGCAAUUGCAUUUAAGGCAGAUCUUCACCUUCUACAUUUAAGAGCUGCUUUCUAUGAGCAUGUCGGUGACGCCACAGCAGCCCUACGUGACUGUCGAGCAGCUCUUUCAGUCGAUCCCAACCAUCAAGAAAUGCUGGAACUUCACAGCCGUAUGAACAGCCAUGAGCCCUGAAAACACUAAACAUACACUGGCAAACAAGUAAAAAAGAAAAUACAUGCUUCUUUUUUCAUUACCAUGUAUACAAAAUACCCUUCCUCAUUUUCUUAGUGUAUGUUUUUCAAAUUUUUGUAAUUUAAUUUAAUCAAAUGUCAAAAAGCUUCCAUC